AUGGCAUUUCCUGAUUUUCCAUUUCCUUCAGAGUGGAACUCAUUUUUAAGUCAUCAACAAGUUCUCAGAUAUUUACAAGAUUAUGCCUGUCAUUUUGACUUGUACAAAUUUAUUCAGUUCAACUCCAGUAUCAGCAGUGUCCGUCCACUGAUAGGAAAAGACAGUCAAAAGCCAGUGUGGGAAGUUGUUGUUACAGAUGCUGAUACAAUAAAGGAGUUGCAGCAAGUUUUACUUUUUGAUGCUGUUAUUGUUUGCAAUGGGUAGGUAUCAUUAUUAGGUAUCAGUAUUAUUAUUUUAUUUUGUUGUUCCAAACAAUACAAAAUGUAUCAGAUCAUUAUCUUCACAUUUUGUUAUUGUUACAGCUGUAAUUUAAGGCUAUUAGGGUUUUAGCAGGGUUCUCUGGAAAAUGUAGAAGCGGCAAUAGAUUAGAUCAAAAGGAGCAGAAAACCUUUCAUGCGACAUAGUUGCAUUUUAGUGCUUUAAGAGGAAGUAUUUUUUAAAUUAUGGGAAUUUUUUUUUGCUUUGUUCCACACGCAUCACUUUUCUUAGGGUCCAUCCCUCAGGGAACAUUCCCUAGAACUAGUGACUUUAAUGAUUUCUCCCAAUACAAUAUUUAUACAUCACUUUUGAAUCAAAGAUUGCAGUUUACAGAAAUACUCCUCUAGUCAAAAACGGGUAUGGAUUUUAGCGGUCUGGUCUGAAAACGGGUCUGGAAAAUGACAUUUUUUGGUCUGAAAUAUUGUCAGGAAUUAGACAACUGGGUGGCACACCCCCACCAAGAAUUCCCAGGAGUAUCCCCCCCCCCACAUCAGUUUGACCACUGAAUUUUAUUCCUAGUUGUUUGUCUUUUCUGAGUUUACAAAAGGCGUUGAAGAUCUAAUGGUAUUUAUUUAACACCUUCUAAAGUGUGUAUUCUAAGACUAUAGUAUUCUAAGUCAUAAUAAAACUCUUUUGGCCCUUUUGCAAAAAAAAAAAGAAAAUCAACAACAACAUCAAAAAACACUUAUAUUUAAAUUUAAACUUUCUUUCUCCAGACAUUUUGCUGUUCCUCGUUUGCCAGUAAUUCCUCAUCUGGAGUCUUUUCCUGGGCUUGUGAUGCAUAGUCAUAAUUAUCGGCAUCCUGAAGUCUUUCAAGGAAAACAUCUGGUUAUUUUUGGUAGUGGACCUUCCGGGGUAGAUAUUUGUCUUGAUGUAGCAAACUGUGCAGAAAAAGUUUAUUUCAGCCAUAAAAACACAUUUUGCUCUAAACUUCCAGAAAAUGUGGAACAACACAGGCCAAUAAUGUCUAUCUGCAUGGAUGGAACAGUCAUGUUUGAGGAUGGACAAGAGAGGAAAGUUGACUCAAUCUUAUUAUGUACUGGUUACAUGAUUUCUUUUCCGUUCCUGCACGAUGACUGCAGUAUCAUGGUCAGGAACAACAGAGUGACGCAUUUAUACAAACACAUUUUCAAUACAAAAUACCCAACACUGUCGUUCAUUGGGCUAUGCGCUAAGAAGUUCUGCACAUUUCCACGUUUUAGCCUCCAAGCCCAGUACAUUGCAUCAGUUUUGAGUGGACGAAAGAGUUUGCCCUCUGAAGGUCAGAUGAAUGCCGAUGAAGAACAAGAUUUCCAGGAGAGACUGUCUCUUGGGAUGCCUGAACAUCAUGCUCAUAUCAUAGGCACUAGGGGAGAUUAUGAUGGAAUUAUCGCACAGCUGGCUGGCGUUGACAGGCUGAGUCCAGUAUACCAUUCUCUUUUUAAUUAUGUAAGGGAGGAAAGAUUCCCAUACCACCUGAUGCAUUACAAGAAAGACAAUUUUAGGGUUAAUUCUGAUGGAACGUGGAGUUUAGUCAAGAACCUUACACCUUGAUAAUUGCAACAGAGGAGAGAGAAAUGCAGAGAGCCAUAUGGAUAGUUUACAAAAUUGCUUAGAACCAUUGCAUAAAAGACUUGACCACCAAAAUACUAAGCAUUAAAGGAAUAAAUCGGGAAAGAAUAAAAAGCCACAUCAAGGCAGAGACCAUUUGGUGGAGGAAAG
Porites lobata is the source of this 2019-nucleotide messenger RNA. The record is from the annotation of a GenBank genome assembly. Lineage: Eukaryota; Metazoa; Cnidaria; Anthozoa; Scleractinia; Poritidae.